CAUCACAUUUUUCUUCUUUUCUAUCACACCUUUUUUUCUCUCUUCCCUACUAAGUUCUUUUACCACUCUUUUAAGGCUUCUUCACUCGCUUCUUUCUCUUUUCAAAACCCCUCUUAUUUCCUCUUUCAGAACACUACUGUACUUUGUUGUGAUCAUGGAGAAGAGCUAUUAACGUUGUUUUUGGACAGUACUUCGGAGCUUCCUUAACUUGUUUGUUAAUUGGUUUCAGGUUUGGGUUUUGAAAUUCACUCACAACAAAAGGAAAAUAGAAAAAGAAAAAGAAAAAUGAUUGGAAACUUCAUCGACGACAUUGACUGCGGCAGCUUCUUCGACCACAUCGACGACCUCCUCGAAUUCCCCGACGACAACGCCGCGCCGGUCGCUCCUCCGGCGAACUUCUGGUCCGCCGAGUCCGACUCGCUCCCCGCCUCCUACACGGUGUUUUCCGACAACUCCGUGACGGACCUCUCGGCGGAGCUCUCUGUUUCGUAUGACGACAUAGUGCAAUUAGAAUGGCUGUCCAAUUUUGUCGAGGACUCUUUCUCUGGUGGGAGCAUCACCAUGAAGAAAGAGGAGGAGCCACAAUGCACCACCACCACCAAAGAGGACAUAGCUCAUGCCCAAUUUCAGACAGCAAGCCCGGUCUCAGUCCUUGAAAGCAGCAGUUUCUGCUCCGGCGAGAAGGCUGCAUCUCGCGGCCCGGAGAUUUACAUCCCCGUGCCAUGUGGGCGUGUGCGCAGCAAGCGCCCACGCCCUGCAACCUUCAACCCCCAUCCAGUGAUGCAGCUAAUCUCCCCUGCAUCCUCCACUGGCGAGAACGUGCAGCACAACGCCACCACCACUUCCAAGGCGGCCUCAUCAGAUUCCGAGAAUUUUGCCGAGUCAGUGAUCAAGGGGCCAAAGCAGGCCUCUGGGGAGCACAAGAACAAAAGGAAGAUCAAGGUGACUUUCUCAUCAGGUCAAGAGCAGCAGAAUGCACCAUCACAGGCAGUUAGGAAAUGCUUGCACUGUGAGAUAACCAAGACACCACAGUGGAGGGCAGGGCCAAUGGGGCCGAAAACACUCUGCAAUGCUUGUGGCGUGCGCUACAAGUCAGGCCGGCUUUUCCCCGAAUACCGCCCUGCAGCAAGCCCAACAUUUUGCGCGGCCGUGCACUCCAACUCCCACAAGAAGGUUAUUGAAAUGAGAAACAAGACAGGCACCAAAUCUGGCUUUGCAACUGAUUCUGCUGCCUCACCAGAACUCAUUCCAAACACUAACAACAGCCUUACCCUUGAAUACAUGUGAGGGGGGGCAAGGGAAGAAGGAUCUUAGUUGAGAGAGUUCUCUAAUUCUCUUUCAAUUCCUCUCUUGAGUCAUGUCUUAUUCAAGGUUUUGAAUUGCAUUCUACAAAACUGCAAUGUUAAAGGUUUUUGAGGUGUCUGCAACUGCGUCGUGGUUGCGGUUGUGACUGCAUCAGCCAUAUUUGUGUCCACAAUUUUGAUGCCAACCGCAAGUUAAAAAACCUUAGUCUUGGUGUUUUUUUUUAUUUGUCAUUUAUUUUUCUCAUUGGAUUUUUGUACAGGGCUGGAAUGGGGGGAUAUGAGCAAAAUACAACAUGAUCAUAUUGUAGCUAUAUUUAGAACCGAAGAACAAGGGAUAGAGAUAUGCAAGUCAAAGACGGUAGAGUCACUAGGGUGUUAGCCAUUUUAGGUCUAGGAAUUGUAGCAGUACUCAGGAGGAGUUUUGUUACUUAUUCUCAUCAUUUUUCAUUUUUUCUUCUUUAAUUUCUGUUUCAAAAUAUUCCUCCCUGUAGCAAAUUCUUUUUGCAGUUCAUUUGUAGCAAAACUUAUGAGUUGAGUCAGGAAAGGAACUUUUGGAAUUUGCCUUCUUUCCUUUAA
Messenger RNA from Glycine soja, 1880 nucleotides. Its product is annotated as GATA transcription factor 8-like. Gene Ontology annotation, cellular component: nucleus. The transcript has 4 exons. Gene Ontology annotation, molecular function: zinc ion binding; sequence-specific DNA binding. Gene Ontology annotation, biological process: positive regulation of DNA-templated transcription. NCBI's taxonomy places the organism in Eukaryota, Viridiplantae, Streptophyta, Magnoliopsida, Fabales, Fabaceae. The coding region runs from base 286 to 1287 and encodes 333 amino acids. The record is from RefSeq and is a predicted model, not a curated record.